AUGAGUCCAAUUAAAACUACAAGUUAUCAAGAAUUGGAUAUUGAUUAUUUAAUUCAAGAAUUAACUUUACCAGAAAAAAUCUCCUUAUUAGCUGGUAAAGAUUUCUGGCAUACUGUUCCAAUUCCAAGAUUAGGGUUACCUUCAAUUAGAGUUUCUGAUGGUCCAAAUGGUAUUAGAGGUACUAAAUUUUUCAAUAGUAUUCCAUCCAAUUGUUUCCCAUGUGGAACUGGGUUAGCUGCUACUUUCAAUAAAGAAUUAUUAGUGGAAGCUGGUGAAUUAAUGGGUAAAGAAGCCAAAAUGAAAGGUGCUUCUGUUAUUUUAGGUCCAACUUGUAAUAUUGUUAGAUCUCCAUUAGGAGGUAGAUCUUUUGAAAGUUAUUCUGAAGAUCCAUUAUUAUCAGGUCAUGCUGCUGCCAGUAUUGUUAAAGGUAUUCAAAAUGAAAAAGUGGUUGCUUGUCUUAAACAUUUUGUUUGUAAUGAUCAAGAAGAUGAUAGAAAAGCGGUUGAUACUUUAUUAACUGAUAGAGCUUUCAGAGAAAUUUAUUUAAAACCUUUCCAAAUUGCUAUUAGAGAUGUUAAUCCACAUGGUUUAAUGACUUCUUAUAAUAAAGUUAAUGGUGAACAUGUUUCUCAAAGUAAACCUAUUAUUCAAGAUAUUUUAAGAAAAGAAUUUAAUUAUGAUGGUACUUUAAUGUCUGAUUGGUUUGGUACUUAUUCAACUAAAGAAGCCUUGGAUGCAGGAUUGAAUUUAGAAAUGCCAGGUCCAACUAGAUUUAGACAAGCUAUUCAAACUCUUCAUGCUGUUCAAGCUAAUCAAAUUAGUGAAGCUGUCAUUGAUGAAAAUGUUCGUUAUGUUUUAAAAUUAGUUAAUGAAGGGUUAAAAGCUCAAAUUCCAGAUGAUGUUAUUGAAUCUGCUAACGAAGAUCCAGCCGCUGGUGAAUUAUUAAGAAAAGUUGGUGAUGAAUCGAUUGUCUUAUUAAAGAAUGAAAAUAAUAUUUUACCAUUAUCCAAGACUGCUUUCAGAGGUCAAGAAAGAAUCGCUGUUAUUGGACCAAAUGUUAAAGCUGCUCAAGAUUCUGGUGGUGGUUCAGCUUCAUUAUCUGCUCGUUAUAAAGUUACUCCAUGGGAAGGUAUUCAAAACAAAAUUGAAGAAGGGGGUAAUACUGUUUCAUUAGAAUACGCUUUAGGUGCUUUCUUAGAUAGAAAUUUACCUGAUGUUGGUGAUGUUUUAAUUGAUGAAAAUGGUGAAAAAGGUAUUGAUGCUAGAUUUUAUAAACAUGCACCAGGUUAUAAAGGUGAUAGACUUUUACUUGAAACUUAUAAAUUAACUACUUCCAAAGUUUUCCUUUCUGAUUUUAAGAGUGAUAGAUUAGAACCAAAUGAUAUUUUAUUUUAUGCUGAUUUCACUGGUACUUUUAUUCCUGAUGAAACUGCUGAAUAUGAAUUUGGUGCUUCAUGUUUAGGUACUGCUCAAGUUUUCGUUGAUGAUGUUUUAAUAGCUGAUAACAAGACUAAACAAACUUCAGGAGAUGCUUUCUUCUUAGGUAUGGGUACUAGAGAAGAAAGAGGUUCAAUUCAAUUAGAAAAGGGUAAAUCAUAUAAUGUUAGAUGUGAAUUUGGUUCAUCUCCAACCUAUACUUUACCAGAUGGACCAGUUGAAGCAGGUGGUGUUUAUUUUGGUAUUAGAAUUAAAUCUACUCCAGAAGCUGAAAUCAAAAAAGCUGUUGCUUUAGCUCAAACUGUUGAUAAAGUUGUUAUUGUAGCUGGUCUUUCCAAAGAAUGGGAAUCUGAAGGGUUUGAUAGAGCUGAUAUGGAAAUCCCAGGUUAUACCAAUCAAUUAAUUGAAGAAAUUGUUAAAGUCAAUCCUAAUGUUAUUGUGGUUAAUCAAUCUGGUUCACCAGUUACUUUCCCAUGGUUAGAAAAAGUUCCAGCUUUAGUUCAUGCUUGGUAUGGUGGUAAUGAAUUAGGUAAUACUAUUGCUGAUGUUUUAUUUGGAGAUUAUAAUCCAUCUGGUAAAUUAUCCAUGACUUUCCCAAAGAGAUUACAAGAUAAUCCAUCUUAUAUUAACUUUGGUUCAACUAAUGGACAAGUUUGGUAUGGUGAAGAUGUAUUUGUGGGAUAUAGAUAUUAUGAAAAAGUUGAUGUAGAACCAUUAUAUCCAUUUGGUUAUGGUUUAUCAUAUACUAGUUUCAAAUUCAGUGAUUUAGCUGUUAAAGUGAAUCAUGAUACUGUUAAUAUUAAAGUCGAAGUUACUAAUACUGGUAAAGUUAAAGGAGCUGAAGUUGUUCAAGUAUAUAUUCAACCAUCUAAUCCUCAAGUUAGUAGACCAGUUAAAGAAUUAAAAGAUUUCAACAAGGUUGAAUUAGAAGUUGGAGAAACCAAAGUGGUUGAAUUGAACAUUAGUAUUAAAGAAGCUACUUCUUAUUAUAAUGGUUUCAAGCAUGCUUGGCAAUCAGAUAAAGAUGUUUAUAAAGUCUUGGUGGGUAAUAGUUCAAGUGAUAUUAGUGUUGAAGGUGAAUUCACUACUAGUAAGACAUUCAACUGGGUUGGUCUUUGA
This is a messenger RNA of Scheffersomyces coipomensis, 2556 nucleotides long. RefSeq names its product beta-glucosidase. NCBI's taxonomy places the organism in Eukaryota, Fungi, Ascomycota, Pichiomycetes, Serinales, Debaryomycetaceae. Gene Ontology annotation, biological process: glucan catabolic process. Gene Ontology annotation, molecular function: beta-glucosidase activity. The coding region runs from base 1 to 2556 and encodes 851 amino acids. The transcript has a single exon. The record is from RefSeq and is a predicted model, not a curated record.